Colletes gigas is the source of this 1331-nucleotide messenger RNA. Its product is annotated as cell growth-regulating nucleolar protein. Lineage: Eukaryota; Metazoa; Arthropoda; Insecta; Hymenoptera; Colletidae. The record is from RefSeq and is a predicted model, not a curated record. Gene Ontology annotation, cellular component: nucleolus. The coding region runs from base 159 to 1205 and encodes 348 amino acids. Gene Ontology annotation, biological process: rRNA processing; negative regulation of transcription by RNA polymerase II. The transcript has 3 exons. Gene Ontology annotation, molecular function: DNA binding.
UUCUGAAAUAAGGUAGCAUGUAUGGUACGUGAAUUUAGACGAUACCGUAACAUUUAGGUUAAUCAUAACAGAAGCAUUAAACACGUUUUAUUAAUUCAACUUCGCUUGAAUUUUCUAGUAAUAAUUUUUUCUUGAUUCGAUAUAAAGUACCGUAAAAUAUGGUCGUGUUUACUUGUAACAAUUGCGGCGAAACGUUACAAAAGCCGAAGGUUGCAAAACACUACGAAUUUCAGUGCCAUACCGCGCCUUUUUUAACGUGUAUCGACUGUUUUAAAGAUUUCCGAGGAGAGGAAUACGUAGCUCACACAAAAUGUAUAACCGAGGCUCAACGAUACGGAGGAAAAGACUACGUACCGAAAAUCGGAGCAAACAAGGGCGAACGAAAGCAACAAGAAUGGAUUAAUAUUGUAAAUAAUAUAUUGAAUAGCAAAACCAUAUUGUCAAAUGCGGAACGAAGUUUUCUACAAAUCCUAUCGAAAUUUGAGAAUAUUCCACGAAAGAAGGGAAAAUUUUUGAACUUUGUACAAAAUGCUUUGGGUCAAAAAAUAAAUUCAACGGUGGUUGAGAAGGUUUGGACUAUAAUGGAAACUGAUUAUAAAAACAAUUCGCAAAAUGUAACGAAUAAACAGCGGCAGGAAAAUGGUAAAACGGAUCAUAAGGAAGAUGAUAAAAAAGAUUUAACCGAAAAUCAAGAAAACAAUGCUAUUGAAAAUCAAAAUAAUGAAAAUAUAUGUAAAGAGAAUCUAACCGAAGAUCAACAGAAUGGAAUUAAUGAAUCUAAUAAUGCUGAUACAAAUACUGUUAAUAAUCUUAAUAAAAAGAAAAGAAAGUUAUCUAAAACAGCAGGGAAACAAGUAGAAAAAUCUAACUCCAAAAAGAAAAGUAUAAAUGCUUCUAUGGAAGAACAAACAGAAAAAUCAAGCCCGGCGAAAAAAAGUAAAAAUACUGUGCUCUCUGAAUCGUCGAUUAAUCAAUGCGAUGAUACUAUAGAAAAAUUAACCUUUGACUGGAAAGGUACUAUUUUAGAUGUAGUUAAAAAUAAAGGAGAAAUUUCCUUAAAGAAAUUGCAAAAGAAAGUCAUUUCGCGAUACAUGGAGUUCUGUUCGAAUACGGUAACGAAUGAAAAAGCAUCUGGUAAAUUUAAUAAAAAGCUAAAAAAAGUGCCAGAAAUAAUAAUUUUGGAUGAAAAAGUAAAACUAGCUUAAUUUAUAAAUCAUAAGUCGUUUAAGUAUUACUGCCCCGAUUUUUCGUAAAAAAAAUACAAUAAAAACUGUUAUUUAUAAUGUCACUGUAUGCAAUUAUUACCACAAGAACUAAGCAUUACCUUCCAU